AUGCGCCACGACGAGCACGAAACCACGAGCUCCGAAUCCGGUGCGUGCGAGACGCGAUCCCGGGGGAAAAAAUCCGCGCGCCCCGCGGAACAUAAAUCGGGGCGGAAUCUACCACCCCACGUCCCCCACCCGAACGAUCGAGCGGUGAAGCACACGGUCUCGUGACUAGAGAAGAGAGUAGUACGCAUGGACGGCGCGACGGAGGAGGAGACGGCGGCGGCGGGGCGGCGGAUACUGGUGGCCGUGGACGAGGGCGACGAGAGCGUCCACGCGCUGAAGUGGUGCCUCGCCAGCUUCGCCAAGCGCGGCGGCGGCGCGGUGCCGCCGGACACCAUCAUCCUUCUCUACGUCCGGCCUCCCCCGCCCACCUACUCCGUGCUCGACGCCUCCGCUAUGGUAGGCUACGUGUUCUCCGACGAGGUGGCCGCCGCCAUUGACGGAUACAGCCGGGAGGUGGCGGAGGCGGUGGUGGAGAAGGCGCAGAAGCUCUGCACGCUCUACGGCAAAGAGGUCGGUGACGGUGAGGCUGACCACGAGAUGAAGGUGGAGGUGAAGGUGGCGGUCGGCGACGCCAGGAACGUCAUCUGCCAGAUGGUGGACAAGCUCGGCGCCGACGUGCUGGUGAUGGGGAGCCAUGGCUAUGGCCUGUUCAAGAGGUCCCUAGAACGAUCUCGUUUUCAGUCUCAGAAGCUGGCUCUGCUUGGGAGCGUCAGUGAUUACUGCGUCAGGAACGCGAACUGCCCGGUUCUCAUCGUCAAGUCAUAGCUGUCAUGCGCUCCAAUUCUUGUAAUUGUGCAGCAGCAUGUGUGCUUUGCUCUCUCCGGCGUUUUUGUUUUGCUUGUGUAAUGUUUCGUCUGUCUACACUUCAGUUUACUUCACAUGUCAUCUGCCGGAAGUGGAUGUGUUUAGUGAAGACUCGUAACUCUGGAAUUGUCAAGCAGCGUGUACAUAUAA
Oryza brachyantha (malo sina) is the source of this 954-nucleotide messenger RNA. RefSeq names its product universal stress protein PHOS34-like. Bases 187 to 765 code for a protein of 192 amino acids. The record is from RefSeq and is a predicted model, not a curated record. NCBI's taxonomy places the organism in Eukaryota, Viridiplantae, Streptophyta, Magnoliopsida, Poales, Poaceae. The transcript is spliced from 4 exons.